GUGCAUGUAGUACGUAUGUAUGCGGUAAAGGUGAUACUAGGAUGUGAUGGUUUCAGCUCUGCUAUAAUGACAUAUCAAGUCUUAUUGGGAUGGCCGUCCAAGGUGCCGUGGUGGUUACGCAGCGUGGCCAUUCUCAUCCUACUCUGCCUAACACCACGCGCCAAAUCCCUGGAUCAUUCUCAGUGUAUUGCUCCCUUGGGAAUGGAAAGCGGGGAUAUCAAGGAUUCCGCUAUCUCGGCCUCGUCCUCUUUUGAGGAUUCCACCGUUGGGCCUCACAACGCUAGAGUUCGAGUGGACCAACAUGGUGGGGCGUGGUGUCCUAAAAACAUGAUUGAAAAAGAGACCAAGGAAUGGCUGGAAAUCGAUUUGGGCUCGGUGCACUCACUUACCGCGGUCGAGAGCCAGGGUCGUUUUGGCAAUGGCCAAGGCGUCGAGUUCACCGAGGCUUAUGUCAUCGAGUACUACCGACCCCGACUCCGAAAGUGGGUGCGCUAUCGCACCAAGAAAGAGAAGGAGGUCCUUGAUGCCAAUACCAACACCUACUUAGCGGUGAAAAACGAGCUAAAUCCCGUGAUAUUGGCCCAGAAGAUCCGGUUUCACCCCUUCAGCAAUUUCAAACGAACCAUUUGUAUGAGGGUUGAAGUGUACGGCUGCAGCUACCAUGAGGGGGUCGUGUCCUAUUCCAUGCCUCAGGGCGAUGAACGGGGUAAUGAGUACCAUUUUUACGACUGGACCUACGAUGGAGAUCGGAUUGGCAAUCGAUUGAUCAACGGUUUGGGUUGUCUCACAGAUGGGGAUCAUGGGCCAGACGACUUCAAGCUCAAUUAUUACGCCAAAGACCGUGGUUGGGUUGGUUGGAAAAAAUCAUCUACGCGGGAAAUGAUUGAAAUCGAAUUCGAAUUCGACGAUGUCCGCGAGUUCCAUCAUGUCCAUAUUUACACAAAUAAUCAAUUCACCCGAGAAGUGGCCGUGUUUAAGGAGGCCAAAGUGAUGUUUUCCAUCGGAGGCAGCAUCUUUCCCGGCGAUCCCGCAAUCUUUGUGCCCAUCGAGGAUCGCAUAUUUGAACAACCUCGCAAUGUGUCGGUCAAACUUCACCGUCGAGUCGGCAAAUACGUCAAAAUUCAAUUAUAUUUUGCCUCCAAAUGGAUAAUGAUCUCGGAGGUGGCAUUUGAGUCGAGCUUAGCUCGAGGAAAUUAAACUCAAGAAGUUGAAGGUGAUGAUGAUGAUGACGGUGAGGGUGAGAGCGAUGAUGAGAAAGAAGGCCUCCUCGACUCCACUAUCAUAAUGAACAUAGAUAAAACCCGUGACAUGGCGGGAGCUAGUGGAAGUAACCGGCAAUUGAACGAGGAGACCAUCGGUUUGGUUGGAGAUCAGGCCUCUGGGACCACAACUAAGGAGGCCUCAGGCUCGGCACUCAAUCCCAGCGAUGAAUCAGCAUUCAUGCCCAUCAUCAUUGGCGUGCUCACGGUUGUUAUACUGGUCUUGACCGCCGUCAUCUUUCUCAUUGUCAGGCAUCGAAAACAGAAUUCUGACCCCGAUGGGUUGGCAGCCAAAAUGGCCUUGCACUAUCCGGAAGCCCAUCCCCUAACGUAUGCGGGUCCAUCGGACACGGGCUCCAGUGGGUCGUCAAGGAGACAAGUCCCCUUUUCCGGCCCGCCCCAAUAUCGCGACGAGCCUUGUAGCGCCCCCCAUAGCCAUCUAAUUGCUCCCGCCCAUUCCAUUCGAUUUUCAAACUCCCCCACGCACAAGCUGUACUCGGUGGCCAAUCGAGAUGGAUCGCUUCACAGUGCAGCCUCCCCCUUGGGAUCUCGUCGAUUGUUUCCACCGGUACCACGUCUUCAGGUACCACCCCCUCCCACCUCACAGCCUCCACCAUCCCUCAAAAAGGAGGCUGUUUAUUCGGAGCCUGCCACUUACACUGAGCCAUUCCAAUCCGUCAGGCAUAGUCCCUAUUAUGGCUAUGGGUUCUGUGGCGACUUCGAUGACACACUUAUCAAGCAGUCACUUUUGUCAGAUGCAUCCGGAGGCGAUUAUGCCGUACCAAUUCCUCCCCGACACACCCGAACCUCAACGGGUUCUUCCUCAACCACGCCGUCGAGUGGCUCUAGAUACUCUUCGUCUUCACAACUACCAAAGCCGUCGCCCUCUCACCGAGAACGACAUCAGCAACAGCAACAGGAACAGCAACAACUGCAGACAACCCACUCUCGGCUCCCCUCCAAUACAUUGGAGGAAGAAGUCCAUAAUCCUCAACGGCUCUUGGCCUCGAAGCUGCAAAGCCAUCUGGUGCCAGGCAUCACCACGAGCCAUCUCUCAUUGCGACAAAGGCUCUCAGAAGGCGCUUUUGGUACGGUCUGGAUUGCAGAUGCUCACGGACUCCCCGAGUAUGGACAACCUUUGGCAGAGGUGGACUCGCGUUCCAAGACCUUGGUGGCUGUGAAAUUUCUCUCAGACUCAGCCAGUCAGACUGAAAAGACCGAAUUCAUUCAAGAUGCUCGUCUCUUGUCAGCAUUGGAUGAUCCCAAUAUCGCUCGUGUGUUGGGUUUGUGCACAACGCAAGAUCCUCAUUUUGUGGCCUUGGAGUAUUUGGAAUUGAAUGAUCUCAACCAGUUCUUGCGUUCCCAUCUCCCCGAUACCUUGGCCCAUAUACCAAGUGGAACACGCACCUUGAGCUUUGGUACCCUUCUCCAUUUCUGCUCGCAAAUUGCGUCAGGAAUGAGGUACAUGGAAGCAUUAAACUUCGUGCAUCGGGACUUGGCAACCCGGAAUUGCGUGGUGGGUCGUGGACAUCACGUCAAGAUUGGAGACAUUGGAAGAGACAACCCCAUUUAUGAUCGGGACUACGUGGACAUGGACAAUCAUCUUGUUCCGAUUCGUUGGAUGGCCUGGGAAUCAAUCGUCGGGGGUAAAUAUACAAUGAAGUCAGAUGUCUGGAGUUUCGGCGUGGUGCUGUGGGAGAUUCUGCAAUUCGCCAGUAUUAGACCUUACGCCACUCUGGACGACACUCAAGUGAUGGAGGAAUUGCACGCACUCCGAAAGUCGGAGCGGAUGCAAAAUCGCUUGGAGCAGCCCCCCAACUGUCCCAAGGACCUUUACGAACUCAUGUGCGAGUGCUGGAAACAGGACGCCACUUCUAGGCCGUCCUUCCGGGAGAUCCAUCUUUUCCUCCAACGAAAAAACUUGGGUUACCCGGGCUCGACCACGGCAACAGUCCCAUCUUCAGCCAGAACGGGGGAAAGUGGAGCCGGGCCUCAGAACUUAUCUUCGGUCUCCUCGGGUUCCUUCCCGAUGAUCCCGAGGGGUGUUGAUAACCCGGAGAGACACACGGAUAGUGUCAACGGGCACGACUUUGCAGAAGCUCGAAACAAGUGAGGUCCAUCACCAGAUUGAGUCUGAAGAAAAUACUUGGCCACGUCCCCACCUCCACCUAUCGACUCCAUGAUGGACAGAAAAAACGACCGAGACAAAAAUCCAAGUGUGCCUAAUAUGCUACCAGCUAUCAAGCGAAGGUUGUGUGAUGAAACACGACGGCAUUUGGUGCACGACUUCGAGUUAAGCAGAACGGGGGAGAAAAAAAGAAUCACUUCUGAUGAAUGCCACACGGUCCGUCAAAGCAAGAGAGAAGGCUGGGAGAAAAGAUGGAGGUCUCUUUUUUUAGGGCUACUCACUCAUUCACACUUGCGUGCCUACAUUUUAAUCUCAGCCGAUAAUAAUCCAAGUGCCCCCCACUCAAGUUGAUUCUCCGCCGGGUGGCUUCACGACUUCGCGUCCUCACUAAUCCAAACUCCGGACCCCAAACCUUGCUCAAGCCUAGACGACGAAAAUGGUUUUAACUAUGUCCUCUCCUCUUAACAAAUUUUUCGCUCCAAUGAGCGACUACUCACUGACGAAGUGAAACGAACCUCUCGGAUGAACCCACUCACUCGCUCACUCAGCUCUGGCGGUGAUGCAGAUGAGCAUGAAGAACGCAUUGGCUAGGCCCACUAUGAAGGGAGGGCCAUGGCCAGAUGCUGCAGUGUCGUGGUGCCCAUCAUUAUCAGUCUGACCUACACUUUGUGUUCAACCUACUCUUGCAUGUUCAUUCCCCACAAAUAAGUAUACAUAUUAUAAAAUCUACCUGAAGGUGCCAUGCAGCAAUUAUCGCCUCCGACUCGUGUCAACAGAAUCUUGUAAAGACACCUGACAUAUAGGUAUGGCAACCGAAUUAGUCGCUUCUAAAUCCUGUGAUAAGAAUAUUGACCAUUCAAUUUGAAAUAAAAUGAGACCACAAAUUCCGUUCA
This is a messenger RNA of Tigriopus californicus, 4280 nucleotides long. RefSeq lists its product as uncharacterized. Gene Ontology annotation, cellular component: signaling receptor complex. Gene Ontology annotation, biological process: cell surface receptor protein tyrosine kinase signaling pathway; multicellular organism development; positive regulation of kinase activity. The record is from RefSeq and is a predicted model, not a curated record. The transcript is spliced from 11 exons. Gene Ontology annotation, molecular function: protein tyrosine kinase collagen receptor activity; collagen binding; ATP binding. NCBI's taxonomy places the organism in Eukaryota, Metazoa, Arthropoda, Copepoda, Harpacticoida, Harpacticidae.